Messenger RNA from Symbiodinium sp. CCMP2592, 1299 nucleotides. Lineage: Eukaryota; Dinophyceae; Suessiales; Symbiodiniaceae. The record is from the annotation of a GenBank genome assembly.
AUGUCGCUGUGCCCUUGUCGAGGGAUUCGCCUGUGGACAGCGGCCUUGUUGCUAAGCAUAGCCUUUGCAUGCGUCAGAUACCACGAUAUUCUUUCGAAAGGUCAGGGUCAAGACCGCUCUCAAGUCGCCGUGGUGGAGGGAAAGCCGGAAGGAAGGGCAGAUUCAUUUGACAUCCUGCAGACCAUGCCCGGCGAAAAGAUCGGGGUGAAGGACGAUCCCUCCUUGUCCCUAGUGCACACAACUGCUCAAGUUCGUGCGGACGUGUUGGAGGAAGGGCAGCAGCAAUCAGGAAAUUUGACCCUUGCCAGCCCACACGGAGCUGAACAAGGUCAAGAAGAGCUGCUAUCCCGUGGAGCAGAGUCUCCAACGGUUUGUUUAGCUGUCAUCGCAAAGACGAGUGCAGCCACCGAGCUGCUUCUCAGAGUCAAGCACUUGAGUGCGCAGCACGACAACAUCUUCAGCCGCCGCUAUUUGGUGGUGGAUUCGCAGGGUGAAAAGGUGGAUGCCUCCAUUGCCCGCGUGGCAGACUCAUUGGUGCGCGAGAAGUAUCUCGACGAAUGGUUAGCCGUGAACUAUUCUGAAGCCUAUAAGCAGUUGGUCAACUUGACUGCUGCGUGGGGCAACUCCUUUCGGGUUGAGGCUGAGGAAAAGGCAAUGGGACAUGGAUCCUUAGACAAUGAUCUGCCGGUGAAAGAAUUGGACCACUACUUUGCUAUCGACCAAUGUAGUGCAGAGUACGUGGCCAUCCUGGAGUCAGACAUGAUCGCCUCCAGGCAGACAGGGUAUUCCUGGAUCAGUGAAGGCAUUCAGGCACUGAAAGAUAACCGGGACUUGAUGCUUGUGAUCCCGGCCUUUCCUGGGCUGUCUGAGAGAAAAGUCCGGCCUCGGCUCACCACCAAAGCGAUCGUGAAGUCGAGUCCACCCGGGCGCUUUGUGGGCCGUGUACCACUUGUGGACACGACCUGCGAACAUCCCUUCUCCUUGCCUGGUCACGCCUCACUGCUCAAUCUUCGUCGCUACAAGGAGCUCGUGUCCUUCGGCCACUCUUUGGAGCAUCGCUGCGGGGGUAUGCUCGUGCACGGGAAGCCGUGUAAAAAGAUGGCAUACGUGCGAAAGUGUGGCGGCAUCCGGAGCUGGGCAGCAGCUUUCGAAUGCGUGAUCUGCAACAGCCCAAAUCUCAAGCAGGCACAUUUGGCUGAGGAGCACCGGGGCUGGUUGUGGUAUGCGCCGAUGACCCGCAUGCGCUAUGAUAUGGGUGGGCUUAGAUCCGAAAUCAGCAAAGCUGAGCUUCAGCAAUAG